GCGCGCGUACGAAAAAUAUUAUGAUUCAUGCGCACGCACGUAAGGUAAACACUCACAUACGCGCGCGAUUAUUGUGAUAAUAUUGUGUCAUAACAACUCUUCCGACCCCUUCACCGUCAGUCGUUACCCAGUCACAUCAGCAGCUGUUCCGUUGUCCGUGUCGUCGUUGUUUUCGUUGGUUUUCUGUUUUCCACCGCGGUUCCUGUGACCAAAGGUUUAUAGCCGCGAGUCGUCCCGUCUUCGUCUUCGCACUACGACGUCCGUUCAGUCGUCUUUUGCGGACCCCAUGUACCCUCAGAUGGACAAAAACGCUGGGCUGGCGCCGACAGCCCCGCCGUCUUACUCGGAAUCCAUUAACGGACCUCCAAUGUACAACGGCAGUGUCCCUCAGUAUCAGCCGCCGCCGCCGCAGUACGCUCAACAGCCUAAUCAACAACAGCCCGCUCAAGUCAUUGUCGUCCAAGCGACGCCUCCUAUUCCACCAUUAGGUCAACGUUCAGUAAAUGUAACAUGCCCAUCAUGUAAAUCAUUGGUGAUGUCGACUGUGGAAGAAACUACAUCUAGUAAAGCAUAUAUAUGUUGCAUGUUGAUGUGUAUUUUUGGGAUGUGUGCUUGUUCUUAUUUGCCAUUUUGCAUGGACAGCUUUAUGAACUACAAACAUACAUGUCCCAGGUGCAAAGCGUUUUUUGGUGUAUACCAACCAUGAGCAAACAAAAUUAUUUAUUAACUAUAUAAAAAAUGUAUUGCUUUAAGAA
Sipha flava (yellow sugarcane aphid) is the source of this 755-nucleotide messenger RNA. RefSeq names its product lipopolysaccharide-induced tumor necrosis factor-alpha factor homolog. The record is from RefSeq and is a predicted model, not a curated record. Gene Ontology annotation, molecular function: zinc ion binding. The transcript has 3 exons. The coding region runs from base 287 to 706 and encodes 139 amino acids. NCBI's taxonomy places the organism in Eukaryota, Metazoa, Arthropoda, Insecta, Hemiptera, Aphididae.